GCCAAUCACAGAGGACACAGACAAUCCAGUGAACCAUUCAAACCUCAAAGCAAAUAUGUGUACCUGAUGUGAAGCAUGGUAAACAUAAUAAGAAAAGGAAGACUUUGUAGUUCGAUUGCUAGAGCAGGGUUUUUGACAAGAAUCAUGGAACUAGAAAGAUAGCAGAGUUGAAAUACUCUAGUUAGUUUUAGAAAAAUGUUAUAUCCAAGGGGCAUUUUCCAUAUAUUAAAUUUUACUAGUUUUCCAUCUGUCAAUCCUAUCAGCCAUGUUAUUAUACAUGAUCAGAAUCGAAACACUGCACCUCACGAAUUCAUCACUGAAUCAUAUGGCAAGGCUGGAGUUAAAGGGCUAUCUGUCCCUUCCCUGGGUCCUAAGGAAGCUGAAGCACAUGAGCGUGAAUUCACUGAAGAACAGCUCAAGGCAGGCAAAAAUGUGAUUGGGCUGCAGAUGGGCUCCAACAAAGGAGCCUCCCAGGCAGGAGACCAUUAUGGCCGUCCAAGGCAGAUUGCAGGAGACACUGCAUAUAACUAACAGACCAGCAGUAACAGACCAGCGGUGACAGACCAUGAAAUGAAACCAUGAAAUUACUCAACACUGAUGGAUAUCAAUAUCUGUUUUUGAUUGGUAGAUAUCAUAACUAACACUUAAAGACCUAUUGAUGGUAACAAUGGAUUUAAAGAACAGGAUAUACACACAAAAUUAUUUUUGUUUAUGUUAAAAAUGCUGCUCGUAGUUUUUAUAACCAAAUCUUUGUGCAAAUGGAUGCAUUUGUGUGUGAAAUAAAUUAAGUCAGUUUUAUCACCAUUUAAUUACAUGGACUGUUUCUGAAAUUAAUUAAAUUAAUGUUAAGUUUGUUCAAAAUGGCAUGUCGCAGGGACGUGUUGUGUGAAAAGGACAAGACUGUACCUGUGCUACCGCUGAAUCACUUUUCAUGUGAACAGCUUGUGAUUUUGUGACAACAUGUCCUUGCGUGCAAGGUUUCCCUUGUGAGUAGCACCAAACUUUAGUGUGGUUGGAUUUGGUUUGAGGGAUAAUUUGUAACGACGCUUAAAUUACCAAGAGCAAUAAAUUGUUUAUGAAAUAACUCA
Orbicella faveolata is the source of this 1088-nucleotide messenger RNA. Its product is annotated as myophilin-like. Gene Ontology annotation, biological process: actin filament organization. Lineage: Eukaryota; Metazoa; Cnidaria; Anthozoa; Scleractinia; Merulinidae. Gene Ontology annotation, molecular function: actin filament binding. The record is from RefSeq and is a predicted model, not a curated record. Gene Ontology annotation, cellular component: actin cytoskeleton.